This is a messenger RNA of Penicillium waksmanii, 1635 nucleotides long. RefSeq names its product sugar porter family MFS transporter. NCBI's taxonomy places the organism in Eukaryota, Fungi, Ascomycota, Eurotiomycetes, Eurotiales, Aspergillaceae. Gene Ontology annotation, molecular function: carbohydrate:proton symporter activity. Bases 1 to 1635 code for a protein of 544 amino acids. Gene Ontology annotation, biological process: carbohydrate transport; transmembrane transport. The transcript is spliced from 8 exons. The record is from RefSeq and is a predicted model, not a curated record. Gene Ontology annotation, cellular component: membrane.
AUGUCGUGGAUUCUUAAAAAGAUCGUCCACAAUGAGGCGAUGAGAACUGAUCCUAAAGAGAUCUAUGGGUGGAGAGUUUAUGCCUUGGCGUGUUCGGCAUGCUGUGGAGGAAUGCUUUUUGGAAUGGACUCCGGUAUUAUCGGCGGUGUCCUAACGAUGGAUCCAUUCAAAGCGACAUAUGGCCUGGAAGGUACGGACAAGGUUGCGCUAGCAAAUCUCUCAGCCAACAUCGUCUCCACCCUCCAAGCUGGAUGCUUCUUUGGUGCCCUGAUAGCCUCGCCCUGCGCCGAUAAAUGGGGCAGGAAGAAAGCCCUCAUUGGAUCUGCCGUGAUUGGCAUUAUUGGAGUCGUUAUGCAGACCGCCGCGGCCGGCCAUUUGGAGGCCAUGUACAUUGGACGCCUUAUCACCGGGUUUGGAGUCGGAGCCGCAUCAAUGAUUAACCCUCUCUACGUCUCCGAAAACGCACCCCGAGCAAUUCGAGGUGGUCUAACCGGUCUAUACCAACUCUUCAUAACAAUGGGAAUUAUGCUCGCAUUCUGGAUCAACUACGGAGCCGUCCAACACAUGACCGGAAACUCAACCUACAUCGUCCCCCUAGCCAUGCAAGCACUCCCCGCCGUCCUCCUGUUCUUCGGAAUGCUUCUCUGCGACGAGUCGCCCCGUUGGCUCGCGAAACAAGAUAGAUGGGAAGAGGCCCGCGCAACGCUCUGCAAGGUCCGCAAUCUGCCUCCAGAUCAUCCGUACCUGGAAGAGGAGUUCAAUGCCAUUGCGCUGCAGUUGGAGCAGGAGCGUGCUCUCAUCGCGGGCUCGGGGUUCUGGGAUCUUAUGAAGGAGAUGUGGCUUAUUCCGGGGAAUCGGAAGCGUGCGAUUAUUUCGAUUGUUUUGAUGAUUUGCCAGCAGAUGACUGGUACUAAUGCGAUCAAUUACUACAGUCCGCAAAUCUUCAAGAAUCUAGGAAUAAACGGCACAGCAACAAACCUCUUCGCAACAGGCGUCUACGGUAUCGUAAAAAUGGUCAGCUGCGGCGUAUUCCUCAUAUUCGUCGCCGACUCCCUCGGCCGCCGCCGCUCUCUCCUCUGGACAUCCAUCGCGCAAGGCUUGGCAAUGCUCUACAUCGGUCUAUACAUUCGCAUCGCACCACCCGUCGAGGGGGCCCCCGUGAUUCCCGCCGGCUAUGUCGCGCUCGUAUGUAUAUUCCUUUUCGCGGCGUUUUUCCAAUUCGGUUGGGGGCCCGUGUGCUGGAUUUAUGUUUCUGAGAUCCCGACUGCGAGAUUGAGGUCGUUGAAUGUUGCGUUUGGUGCUGCGACGCAGUGGUUGUUUAAUUUUGUUGUUGCGAGGGCUGUGCCUAAUAUGCUUGCUACUGUUGGUUCAAACGGAUACGGAACAUACAUUAUUUUCUCCUGCUUCUGCUUUUCGAUGUUUAUCUUCGUCUGGUUCUUCAUUCCGGAGACGAAGGGUUUGUCUCUUGAGAAAAUGGAUGAGCUCUUUGGCGUUACCCAGCUUGUCCAGCACAAGAGUGCUGAUCCCGAACUCGCCGGAGAAUACGGUGACAGGACGGUGAGUAUUGAUCAAGGAGACAAGGCUCUUGAGGCGAAUGAUCAGCCGACCCAGGCUCAUCGUGAGCAUGCGGUGUAG